AUGUCUCUACUCGCCAAUUAUGAGGGGCUUCGGCAUCAGAUCGAGAGGCUGGUGCGGGAAAACGAGGAACUGAAGAAGCUGGUGCGGCUCAUUCGGGAGAACCAGGAGCUCAAGUCCACGAUCAAGAUGCAAGCGGGUGCCCUGGGCAUCAGCGGGUUCAGCAGCGGGGUCGGUGAAGCGCCACCCGGAGCUCCUCAACGCCAGGGUGCCUUCCUGCCCCAGGCCCCAGCCGCAGCCAACGAACCCGCCACGGAAGAAGUGGGGGUGAGGGGACUGCCGUCCACGGCUGACAUACUGACCAGCCCACAGCUCAGCCCCACUGCCGUCAGCAUGCUGCUGCCCAUGACGCAGAACAGUGCGCUCACCAGCCUCCUGGGCAGCCCCCUGGGCAACCACCUCAGCAGCCCCUUGGCAGUGUCCAUGCCGAGCCUCAUAGCCAGCGCUCUGGGCCUGCCCUCCACCGGCUCCCUGACGCCACACAGCGGCUCCAUGAUGGUGCCCCUGGGGGGCACGCCAACCGGCUCCCUGGACCUGCCGACGACCGGCUCCCUGGUGUCAAGCAGCCCCCUGGUGGGCCCCCAGUUCACCUCCACCACCGCCCCUCCAGGUGUUUCUCAGAACCUUCUGGCCAACCCCAUGACCAGUGAGGCCCCCCGGGUGCGGCCCCCAGAGCCCCUCCAAGGAUCUGCCUCUGGACCCCAUCCCUCCGCUGGCACCACGGGGCCUGCUGCCACCGGCAAAAGCCCACUCUCCACCGAGCACCCCCUGCCGAGCCAGGACCCCGAGUCCUUCAGCGGGACGUUCGUGGGUGGGCCCAUCAUGACCUCCACCCCCGUCGGCGCCGUGGGCACGCCGGGCUCCGCGACCACCUUCUCCUUCGGCACCCCAGAGAUCCAGACUCAGGCGGGUGCCCCUCGGGGACAAGCAGCGGCUGGCCUCGUCCCCACCUCCCCAGCUCUCUGCCCCAUCCUCCCCCACGCCCCUGAUGCUGCUCCCCCCGCCGCCACCGCUCACAGCCCCUCAAACACCGUCCACAUGGCCCAGGGCGCCACCCACUCCGCCACCCAAGUGAACCACUCCAACACCCGGCCCGCACCCACCUCCCACACACCACCCCGCACCACCUCCUCCCCGGCUUCCGUCAACGGCCCACGCGGCUCUGAAACGUCUCGGAAGAGCAACCUGGAACUGGAGAGGAAGCUGGCCCACCGCAAGAUCAGCAAGUUCCCCGAGACCCCCCGAGAGCCGAAGCAGCUGGCCUUGGAGAGGUUGGUGGGCGAGAUCGCGUUCCAGCUGGACCGCAGGAUCCUGUCCAGCAUUUUCCCGGAGCGCGUGCGCCUCUAUGGCUUCACCGUCUCCAACAUCCCCGAGAAGAUCAUCCAGGCCUCCCUGAACCCCAAUGACCACAAGCUGGACGAGGAGCUGUGCCAGACGCUCACCCAGCGCUACGUGAGCAUCAUGAACCGGCUGCAGGGCCUGGGCUACAACGGGCGGGUGCACCCGGCGCUGACAGAGCAGCUGGUGAACGCCUACGGCAUCCUGCGGGAGCGGCCCGAGCUGGCGGUGUCCGAGGGCGGCUCCUACACCGUGGACUUCCUGCAGCGCGUGCUGGUGGAGACGGUGCACCCCAGCAUGCUCACCGACGCCCUGCUGCUGCUCUCCUGCCUCAGCCAGCUGGCGCACGACGACGGCAAGCCCAUGUUCAUCUGGUGA
Messenger RNA from Pipistrellus nathusii (Nathusius's pipistrelle), 1713 nucleotides. NCBI's taxonomy places the organism in Eukaryota, Metazoa, Chordata, Mammalia, Chiroptera, Vespertilionidae. The record is from the annotation of a GenBank genome assembly.